GAUAACAGGUUACUAGUGGCCACUGGGAAUGCAGGCCGUGGUCAAACUGAAGAUACAACGAAGGCUGGAAGCAGCACAAUGGCAAUGGGAUCAGGGCUGCGCUGCGUGGGAUUUGGCUGCAUCCACGCGCCUGUGCCUGGCUCUAUCUACUGCAGCAACCGCUGCAUCUUGAAACACGCGGCCUAUGCCAUCCAGCGGCUGGAGAAGAGCCGAGAGAUGCACGCCAAUGGCGGGAAGCCCACGACGGUCGUGUCGGUCAAGCAGGAAAUCAUCUCCUUCGUGGUUGCAAAUGAUAAGGUGAAAAAGAGGAGCAGCGUUGUCCCCGAUGAUGUUGAACGUGAGAAAGGGGAAAGCAUUAUCCCACUAGAGCCCAGGCGCGCGGCUUUAAAUAUUGAGACGGACGAGGGAUCAACUCGUGAUCGAAAGGCUCAGCCCACUCACGAGGGAGGGGUCAUCCCAUCGGGCGUCUUCUACAAGCCCGAAGCAAACGACAACAAAGAAGCUCGCCUUCGUGACACCCUGCACAUCCUGCGCGAAGAGAGGGCGGACAAGCGUCAGUCGCUCGCGUCCGGCAAGAAGCGCCGCUUGGCGCCCAGAGAGGCGAGGGAUAAAAGGGAAAUGAAAAAUCAGAAUUCAAAUGAAAUCGCGGGCGAGGCCCAGCAGCACUGCAACCCAGCGAAAGUCGCCAAGGUUGCAGCGGUUGACUGGCAAAUUCGUCAGACAGUAAGGAAGGCCUUCAGGGAUACAUUGCUGAAAAGGUUUAAAGAGAUGGGAGGACAGAAAGUGAAUAUGAAAGAUGUUGCCAGGCUUGCUCUUCAAAUUGAGAAAGAGUUGUACGCUUUCUUAGGCCAUGCUGAAAGCAAAUACAAGACAAAAUACAGAACCUUGAGUUUUAAUUUGAAGGAUCAAAAAAACAAGGGGCUCUGCGGGCAGGUGCUGGCCGGCGAAGUGAGCCCACACACUGUGGUGAGAAUGAGUCCCCAGCAAAUGGCAUCCCAGGAACUGGCAGAGUGGCGGGCACGAGAAAACAAGCACACGAUUGAACUGAUUGAGAGAGAGCAGCAGCAAAUGGAGAAAAGGCCAAUCACAAAGACCACGCACAAAGGACUCGUGGAGAUUGGUGACGCCACCUCUCUGGUGGACAUGCAGAACUCUACCAUGGAGAGGGAAGUAGAUAAAAGGAGCGGGAGAAAAGCAUUUCUUCAGAGAAGGCCUGCGCUUCUGGAUGCAGCCAAGCAAGGCGCGUCUCAAUUGUCUGAUCACAACUGGAAAUUCUGCAAAGUGAAGGACACUGAUGAACCGUCCUCAAAAAAGGCCCAGCCUGCCGCCAGCCCCCAACAGGCAGAGUUGGGUGAGAGGGCAUCCCAGCAUCCUCCGGCUUCGGCUGACAUGACGCACAGCUCCACGCCUGAUGCAGGACCACCACUGAACGGAGAGGCCGGAGACACUCACGGAGGCGAGGCGGCUGAGAGCGCUGCGGCACAUUCGAACGAGUCCCCUCGGGUCUCCGGCGCAUCUCCGCACACCUUGUCUUCACCAGCGCCCACUGAAGUGUUGCACAAUGAUGACAUUAAUGACAGUCUCGAGGUUAUUGUCAAUGAUGAUGGCGAUGACGACGACGACGACAACGGCGUUAAUCGCGAUGGGGAUGAAACAACGUGCGCCCACGGCAGCGGAGGGUCCGCGCCGGGUUUUCAGCAGGACACCACAGGAGGGCAGCCGACACGCAGGCCGAUGGAAGAAAGCUGUGGGCUCAUCCAAAAGAUCAGAGGAAGCCAGUCUUUGUGUGAUGCUAUGCCAGAGAUUGUGCAGGGGCCUUUGGUCGACGUGCAUGUCAGUGAGUUGCCUUGCAAGCCUUUGAAUGAAUCUGAUUGUGAAGAGAAAUGGAUCUCAUCUCCUGUCACCGACACACAGCAGCUGGCACACAUCAGAUCUCCGGAGAAAGGUAAAGAUGCGAAAGCUGCAUCUUUGCUGGCAGAGAUCUGGAAAGGGUUUAUUGGGCUUCCCAAUGUGGCCAAGGUUGUCAUGAAGGCCUAUCCUGUGUCCGGCCCUACAGACAAUCUCACUGAGGAUUUACCGGAUUCAAUUCAAAUUGGGGGGAGGAUUCAUCCGCAGGUGGUUUGGGAUUAUCUUUAUAAGCUCAAAGCAACUCCCUCAAAGGAGGCCUGCAUCAUCCGCUUUGUCCCGGCAUCCGUGGAGGAACGCGACGGGUACCAGUCCGUGUUCUCGUACCUGAGUGGCCGAAAGCGUUACGGCGUAAUUUCCAACAACUCACACUCGGUGAAAGACCUGUACAUCAUCCCGACGGGAGCCGGACAGAAAUUCCCAAGCAGUCUGCUCUCUCUGCUAGGCCCAGGACUGAACAACACAGAGACAGGGGCAAUUGUGGGCGUGCUGGUUCGUCAGAAAGUCAAACGGCAGCAAGCCGAAGAGCAGAUCCGUGAGGGCCCUGCCGAUUGUCGCGCGGAACAACGAGCGACGAAGACGUGCGACGCUCAAAGGCGAGCGCACCCUCCCAACGCCUGCCUCAAGUGCACGGGGGCCUCUCACUCCGCCGACGCGAGGAAUCCAAAGGCGGAAAAGAACGGCCCAGAGAGUCAAUGCGAUCAAGGCGGCGCUGCGCGCAAAAAUUCGGACAACAAUUCCAAAGCUGAAUGUGCCUCGACUGGGAAAAUUUCACCGAUCGCGGAACCAACGCACCACGGCGGUGGACGCGAGCCGGCAGACCUGCAGAAAGUCGCACGUGGUCAUUGUCAGCUGAGUCAGCAGCAGCCUCUGACUGGCACCGCCGCAGCGUCAGAUCGACCACAGAACAGCUCAAUCUUAGGUUCAGAAGAACAUGCCCAAAGGGGCCACUCGGUGAAAACAUCGACUCGUGGAAGCAAUCCCGUUCGGAGAGAACAAACGGGAAAAUUUAAUAACGAGACACCAAUUUUAAAUUUCAAAUUAAACCAAAAAAAUGGUCUCGCUGGCAAAAAUGUCGAUGCUAAAUCUAACGGCGUCCCCGGUGAGGUGUUCCCGCACUCUGCCGUCAUCCAACACAAUCAAGACGCAUCCCAGAUAAUUAAUAAGCAACCGUUAAAGGGGAACAAACGCGCGGAAGUCCGAAGGGAGCCAGUGCCGAUGGCGAACAACCCGGGCGGUCAGGUCUACCGCCGCCUCUUGUUUUCCACCGCAGCCUUGUCGGAGAAAGGGCACGGCCUUGCUUCGACGGAGAUUAACCCCACGCGGAGCCAGACGGAUGUCUCGACACCGAACGCCGCUACGGCGAGGGCACCGAGGGACCCACGCACACGCCGGCCUGGCGCUUUUCCUAACGUUCCGGUGACGGAUGCGCGGCACGCAGCGGCCGUGCGUGGAGCGGUGAAGGAAGACGGUCAAGGCGACACGGUGCCACGGAAUGUCACGGAAGGUCUGUCCGUGAGAGGGUGUGCCGAUGUUCAAAGUUGCAGAGCAAAUAACGAUUCCAACCCUCUGAUUACAACGCCCCCAAAUGUGCCUCAUUUGUCGAACGCGAUUCAGAAACGUGUGAGCGCACCACGGCUGCCCUCGGCGCAGGAACCGACAGAGGCGGGCAGAGUAUUUGAGUGCGAGCCGAUGGAAAAGAUUUGCGCUGUUGCCACUACCCGUGGCGGCGUAUCGCCACCGGUGAAUGCCCGCGUGCCUCCGCCAUCCGAAGAAGCUUUGGGACAAACGAAGGCUCUUCUUCCGACGCCUCCACCACAUUCACAUGUGCCGCCCGACGUUCUGGAGAGCCCCCCCAGUUUUGGUUUCCCUCCUCCCAGGUGCCCUCCAGGUCCGCCUCCAUUCCCAAUUGGCCUCUUCCCGCCCUUGGAGCCACCGCCGUUUGAGCAACCCUUCUUUGAAUACUACGACCCUCGGCCCAGGUUUCCUGCCCGGAUGCCUUUCCACCACUUGGCUCAGGAAUUCCAUCCACGCUGGUUUCAUCCUUUCCACCAACCAAGGUGGCCUGCGGUGGGUCCACUCUUCCGCCCCUAUUCUGUGAGGCCUCCACGGAGAAGAUUUCCUCGUGCCAUAGACGAUGUCUGAGAGGGGUCAUCGUUUUCAUCCUCGGCGUCCAGAAGCUUUCACCGCCUUCCAUUAUACACAUAUUUUGCCACUUGCAAUCAAGCGAUACGUUGCUUCGGCAUCGUUUUGUUGCCGGUGAUUUUACCCCAAUUGUGCCAGUUCGGUGUCAUGUCAUGAGAUCAAGAAUCCAUGCGUAUCUCUAGCAGCCCUUCAGGUGAGAGAAUGGGCUGCAGAAGCGCAUGUCACAGCUAUUCCUUGAGAUCCUUGUGAUCCACACAGGAGAGGGCAUACAUUUCCCCGCCACUCUGUGUAUUAGGGUAAUGUUUGCCAGGUGACAGUCAAAGUUCGAAUUUUUUAGCCAGAAGAAAAUGUAGUGAAGUGUCUUGAAGGCACAGCAGGAAGCAGUUCAACUGCUGCAUGGCCUGCAGGCUCAAGCAGGGUCACCGUGGCAGCUGAAUUAAUUGUCUGAAUUCACAUUCAUUGGUGCCUAGGAACCAAAAAAAUCUCAUCUAUUUUUAAGUUCUGAUCCAAUUAUACAACAUUAUUAUUUUUCGAUUUAAAGCUUUCGUGACCUCAGGGAUUCAUCUUCUUGGUUCUUUCGGUAAAGUCACG
This is a messenger RNA of Lethenteron reissneri (Far Eastern brook lamprey), 4641 nucleotides long. Its product is annotated as PHD finger protein 3-like. Gene Ontology annotation, cellular component: nucleus. NCBI's taxonomy places the organism in Eukaryota, Metazoa, Chordata, Hyperoartia, Petromyzontiformes, Petromyzontidae. The record is from RefSeq and is a predicted model, not a curated record. Gene Ontology annotation, biological process: DNA-templated transcription.